AUGAAUGUCACUAGUACGAAUGGUAAUGCAUGUGGUAUGGAAAUUGUAUUUUAUCAAGAUCGAUAUUCAUCUCUUGUGAAUAAAGACCAAACUGCAACAAACGUUAAAUCAGAACAUGUUCAAGAAGAACAGCAGAAGAAACGAAGAAACAACUGUCAUGGUAAUCUUAAACUACAACGGUAUCGUCGAAAAGUUCGUAAACAAGGUUUGAAUUCAAUUGUUGGUACUCAAUCCUCAACAACAGGUGUUAUAGCACAACAAACUGAGCAAAACCAAUCAAAUAGACAUCUAUCAAUGCGGAAUACUUCGGUUAAUUAUAUUGCUAUAAGUGAUGAAGUUCUAUCUCAAAAGACAUCUGCAAUAUUUGAUCGGACAGAGAAGUUUAAUCGUUUAUUCAAUGAAGAUCAGAAGAUACAAUUUCUUCGUCAAUAUAUGGCUCUCAUUGAUCAAUUUUCAUAUCAACAAUUACAAGAAAGUCAAUGGAAAUAUUAUCAUCAUAUUGGUAUGACACAGAACAUUUGGCAUGGAUAUGUAUCCAAGACCUUUGCAGAGAAGCAUUCCAUCUGCUCUUCGUAUGGUAAAUCUGAAACUCUUGUUGAACAACGUCUGAAAGAAAUUGAGAGUCAAUUGAAACGAGCCAACAGUGCAAUCGAACAGUUUGAACAAGAAAUCCUAUCUCAGUGUGAGCAUAAUAUAGAUUGCUUCUCUGCAAUGCUUGAAUUAUCUUCAACUAUUAAUCAGUUGAUACAUGAGAAACAACAAUCACUACAAUAUGAUUUGCAAUAUAAAAGAAAUAUACUUCUUUUGGAUGCAACCGAUCACCGAUUAGUUACAAAAUUCUUCGAUCUUAAACCAAACAAGAAUCAUAUCACACGGGCAAGACAUAUAUGGAAACGAACAAAAGAGCAAAUGAUGAUAGAAGCAGAUAUUGCUACGUUAGAAAAGUGUCUUACGUCAACAUCAUUACAACCGUCAUUUAGCUUAGUGCAUGAAAUAAUCAAUAACGUUGAUCUGGAUAUAAAGAAUUUGAAUGUAAUCAUUGAAACAUCUACAACAAGUCAACUUUUAAUCAAUGAAGUCAACAGAUUAAAAACUUUGAAGAUCGAUAUUAUUCAACAAGCCAUUCUUACUAGCCGUAGGAAAAUAGAGAAUUUAAACUCUCUAAUACAAACUGAACAGAACAAAUUCUCAAUACAGAAUCCGUACAUGGAAAAAACAUCACAGUGGCAGCAACUCGUCAGUGAUGCUAUUGAGAACCGUCGAAUACAUAUGAAUCAACGAGCAAUCUAUAUCCGACAGUAA
Molecule: messenger RNA, 1302 nt
Organism: Adineta ricciae
Lineage: Eukaryota; Metazoa; Rotifera; Eurotatoria; Adinetida; Adinetidae
Source: the annotation of a GenBank genome assembly